Corythoichthys intestinalis (scribbled pipefish) is the source of this 3830-nucleotide messenger RNA. It is a transcript of the gene smurf1, whose product is annotated as SMAD specific E3 ubiquitin protein ligase 1. NCBI's taxonomy places the organism in Eukaryota, Metazoa, Chordata, Actinopteri, Syngnathiformes, Syngnathidae. Gene Ontology annotation, molecular function: ubiquitin protein ligase activity; protein binding. The transcript has 18 exons. Gene Ontology annotation, biological process: proteasome-mediated ubiquitin-dependent protein catabolic process; protein polyubiquitination; negative regulation of BMP signaling pathway. Gene Ontology annotation, cellular component: cytoplasm. The coding region runs from base 224 to 2419 and encodes 731 amino acids. The record is from RefSeq and is a predicted model, not a curated record.
CGUCAUGACGUGCUUUAGCCUGCCCGAAAAUGUUCUCCGGUGUUGUUGGAUCUCGAAGAAGCUCAGGACUUUGCGAGGAAAAAAUACAUUCGCAUCCAUGAAGAACCGAAAAGGCAACCGCACGUUUGUAAUCUGAAGACAUUCACCACCCGACCGAGUCGUGAAACGGUCUCUUUUAGGAGACCCGAAGGGGAAGUUUGUGGGGAUCGUUUUUCACGGAGUGAUGUCGAAUCCUGGGACUCGGAGGAACGGAUCCAGCAUCAAAAUCCGACUGACAGUAUUAUGUGCCAAGAACCUCGCAAAGAAAGACUUCUUUCGUCUACCAGAUCCUUUUGCCAAGGUUGUGGUAGACGGAUCAGGUCAAUGCCACUCAACAGACACAGUCAAGAGCACACUGGACCCCAAAUGGAAUCAGCACUACGACCUCUACAUUGGAAAGGCAGACUCAAUCACUAUCAGUAUAUGGAACCACAAGAAGAUCCAUAAACGGCAGGGGGCAGGCUUCUUGGGGUGCAUUAGACUUCUUUCAAAUGCCAUCAGCAGAUUAAAAGACACAGGCUACCAGCGGCUAGAUCUUUGUAAACUGAACCCCUCAGACAGUGAUGCAGUGCGGGGGCAGAUUGUAGUGAGCCUGCAGACAAGAGACCGCAUAGGUAGUGGAGGGCCUGUGGUGGACUGUCGAGGUCUCUUGGAAAAUGAUGGGCCUGUGUUAGAAGGAUGUUUCAGUGAAGAACCACUGCCUUAUUCUGAUCCCACUGGUGCUGCGGGUGGUGGGAAUUGCCGUCUCGACUCACCUAGUCAAGAAAACCGUCUUCAAUCCCAGCGAAUCAGAGCACAGGAUUCCCGAGGCCAUGGUCACACACCUCAGAACAGACCUCAUGGGAACCAGCCGCCUGACCUACCUGAAGGAUAUGAGCAAAGAACAACAGUACAGGGUCAGGUGUAUUUCCUUCAUACACAGACCGGCGUCAGCACCUGGCAUGACCCUCGGAUACCAAGAGACCUGGCGAGUGUAAGCUGUGAGGAGCUUGGUCCAUUGCCAGUGGGCUGGGAGGUCCGAAGCACAGUGUCGGGACGCAUUUACUUCGUGGACCACAACAACAGAACCACACAGUUCACAGACCCACGUUUACAUACAAUCAUCAGCCAGCAAUCUCAAGUGAAAGAAUCCUCACAGGUCCCUCAAAUGGAUGUGGGGGUUGAAGAAGGUGGAUUUGGAGGAAUAGGCAGUGGUGUCGGGGGAGAUGGAGACGUGGCGGCACGCUAUGAGAGAGAUUUGGUUCACAAAUUGAAGCUGCUGCGCCACGAGCUCUCCCUGCAGCAGCCACAAGCUGGUCACUGUCGUAUCGAGGUGUCUCGUGAGGAGAUUUUUGAGGAGUCAUAUCGGCAGAUUAUGAAGAUGAGGCCCAAAGAUUUGAAGAAGCGUCUCAUGGUUAAAUUUAGAGGAGAAGAGGGCCUGGAUUACGGCGGUGUGGCAAGAGAAUGGCUGUACCUAUUGUGUCAUGAAAUGUUGAACCCUUAUUACGGCCUGUUCCAGUACUCCACAGACAAUAUCUACACGUUACAGAUCAACCCAGACUCCUCCAUUAACCCUGACCACCUAUCAUAUUUCCACUUUGUGGGCCGUGUAAUGGGGCUGGCAGUUUUUCAUGGUCACUACAUCAAUGGGAGCUUCACACUGCCCUUCUACAAACAGCUGCUAGGAAAACCCAUUCAGCUCAAUGACCUGGAGACCACCGACCCCGAGUUGCAUAAGAGUCUUGUCUGGAUAUUAGAGAACGACAUCACUUCUGUCCUCGACCACACAUUCUGCGUGGAGCAUAAUGCCUUUGGGAAGUUCCUCCAACAUGAACUCAAACCUAAUGGCCGUAACAUCCCUGUCACUGAGGAGAACAAGAAGGAAUAUGUGAGGCUUUAUGUGAACUGGAGGUUUAUGCGAGGAAUUGAAGCCCAGUUCUUGGCUCUCCAGAAAGGAUUUAGUGAGCUUAUCCCCCAACAUCUCCUAAAACCUUUUGACCAUAAGGAACUUGAGCUGAUUAUCGGCGGAUUGGGGAAAAUCGACCUGGCUGACUGGAAGACCAACACGCGCCUGAAGCACUGUACAAGUGAGAGCAAUGUGGUGCGGUGGUUCUGGCAGGCGGUGGAGGCUUUCAGCGAGGAGAGGAGAGGACGUCUGCUGCAGUUUGUCACAGGCUCCACCCGCGUCCCGUUACAGGGGUUCAAAGCACUGCAGGGCUCUACAGGUUCUGCAGGACCAAGACUAUUUACUAUCCAUUUGAUAGACGCCAACACUGACAACCUGCCCAAGGCGCACACGUGUUUCAACAGGAUAGACAUCCCACCCUACGAGUCUUACGAGAAACUUUAUGAGAAACUGCUGACUGCUGUGGAGGAGACAUGUGGCUUCGCUGUGGAGUGAAAGCCCUUACAACCAAAACAACGUACUCACAGUUGUGCUUGCACUCGCAUUCAACUCUUUGACCUUUUUUUUAAAUGAACAAACAUGCACAGAAUAUGGAGUACGUGCAGGGUGGCCACGCACGACAAGAACACACGGCCCGCCCUCACCCGAACCGUUGGCAGUUGUGGAGGAAGCACAGCGAAGAAGUCAAAUGAAAGAAAAAGUAUUUUAAGAAUUUUUCAAAUGUUUUCAAGAAGCAUUUUUACCUUUUGGGUUUAACAAGCUAUGAUGUCAACUCCUUGGAAUGUCAACAGCCACAUCGAACUUGUCACUCAUCUUGAGCAGGCGAGCAGACACCGUUCAAUGAUGUCUGGACCAAGUACAAAGCCGAGGCUGACUUUCUGUGCGUGACGUCCCGAUUGACUGACUUGUACUCAUCCGUUCACAUUUGACCACUGUUGCGUACUCGAAUGUGUCUGCGUAUGUGUGUUGUGCACGUGGCACAGCGUGGCGGGGUGGACACGGCGUGCCACCUAGUUACGCUGUUAAACGAUCAAAAUGAGCCUGCUCCUCUGUUUGAUUACUUUGCCUGUUCUGUUUAUUCGUACCUGCGACCAUUCUGAUCAACUUAUGUUUUAUUAUUUAUUACUAAGUGAUUACUGACCAAGCUGCUAUACGCUCCGCAAAGAGCUCUCACUAAUCUGUUCAUCCCCUCGCGCAGAUUUGAUGGGUCAAUUCACUUCCAUUUCAAGUCAUCCACAAAGUGGGUUUUGAUUAAUUUUUUUUUUUUUUUUUUUUUUUUUUUUAAUGCAUUAUGAUGCAACUAUUCCUGUGAGUGUAUGUUAAUUAUAAAUGAAUGACAUGGUAUGUUUAUUGAGGUGAAAGGGAUCGACAAGCCAAGCCUUGAUUAGACAAUUUCCUUUUACUGAGAAGUCCAGGGUCGUUGAGAAAGUUUCUAAAUGAGCCGUGAAAAUGCAAAGAGUCAGCUUCAGGAAAGUUUUAUGUGACCUGUUUAAUAAAAGCUCAAGCAUUUCACUCGUUUUAAUACCAAUUUAACAAGCAGGCCCCUUUGGCAGCCCCGAUGUUUUUCUGUCCAUCUCUUUUCCUCCAUUGUCGAGUAGUCAUUAACCUCAAGGCAGCCAUGAAUGAACAAGCGCUUUUUAUCAUUACCAGUCCUCCAGAGAUGUGAAUGAAUUCAUGAAAAAAAGCUAACUCUUGAGAGGAAAAUAUUGGGCUUUACUGUAGAUUGAUGACUGUUAAGCAGAAUAGUUUCAAUCUGCGUUUUUUUAGGUUCUGAGUUCACUGUGUAAUGGAUGCAAGAGCAUUGGAACUUACUAUGUACUAAAACAUUUAUGGAAAAAAUACAGUGUAAAUAAGAUUAUAUGAAAAGAAAUUAAAUUGAAAGUAAUACCAUGUAUUGUGUGAUAGU